Molecule: messenger RNA, 1898 nt
Organism: Leptinotarsa decemlineata (Colorado potato beetle)
Lineage: Eukaryota; Metazoa; Arthropoda; Insecta; Coleoptera; Chrysomelidae
Product: glycerol kinase 5
Biological process (GO): glycerol metabolic process; phosphorylation; glycerol-3-phosphate biosynthetic process
Cellular component (GO): mitochondrion
Molecular function (GO): kinase activity
Source: RefSeq, a predicted model, not a curated record
CGUCUGUUACGGUUUAGAAUAUAGGAAUGUUACCACAUGAUAAAAGAAACGGCCUGUAUGCAAUAUACAAUUCUUAAAAGAUACGUGUUUUUUAAGAUUCCAAUCUAUUCAUACUUAUACACAACUAUUUUACAAAGUGAUGUCACUUGUCCGUCAAACGCUGAUAAUACCAAAGGCCGAUAAUACCAAACGCCAAUCCAGAACCUGUUGAAGUUGAAUAUUUACAUUAUUGUUGCUACUUUGUUGACAAUAUUGGUUAAACACGAAUACUAGGUGACUCAGAAUGUCUGGAGACUCUAGAGGCUUCGUUUUAUCUCUUGAUGUGGGUACAACAACUCUUUCUUGUCACUUAUUUAAUUCAGCUUGUGCGUCAGUAGCAUCUUCUAGUCAAUAUGUUAGACUGCUUUAUCCAAAACCUGGUUGGGUAGAAAUAAAUCCUGAUGAACUGUUUAGUGAUGUUUUGGAAGUCGUUAAUCAAACUAUAAAAAAAGCAAACGUAUCUAUUGCCGAUAUAAAAAGUUUUGGAAUAGCCACUCAAAGGGCCACCUUCAUCACAUGGAAAAAAGAUACAGGCGAACCUCUACACAAUUUUAUAACAUGGAAGGAUCUCAGAGCGGCAGAGUUCCUGAAAGAUCUGAAUUCGUCUUGGCCAACAGUUAUGUUGAGAUGGAGUUGCUAUUUCCUCUAUCUCUUCACUAGAAUCAAAAAGUUUGGAGUAGGAGGUAAUUUCAAGAUUGAGUGUAAGCAUGUAACGGGAAGACUUCUAUGGAUUAUUGCAAAUAUAAGUGAAGUUAGCAAGGCUUUGGAGAGUGAUAACUUAAUGUUUGGUACUAUGGACACUUGGUUGAUAUAUAAGCUAACUGGAGGAAAAACGUACGUCAGUGAUAUAUCGAACGCUAGUUGCACAGGAUUUUAUGAUCCUUUUGAUUUAGGAUACGGAAUUUUGGCUAAAUUACUGAAAAUUCCUGUAAACAUUCUUCCAAAGGUUGUUGAUAAUGACUAUGAGUUUGGAUCUACAUUGAAAGAUUUUUUUGGAAUGCCUUUAAGAAUAGGAUGUGUGAUGGGAGAUCAAUCAUCGUCCAUGUUUGGUACGUGCAGUUUCAAAACAAAUGACGUUAAAGUAACUCUGGGUACAGGAUCAUUUCUCAACAUCAAUACGUCAGGCAAACUCCAUCCUAGUUUGAAUGGAAUAUACCCUAUAGUUGGAUGGAAAAUAAAAAAUGAAAUUACAUUUAUUUCCGAGGUUUCCUGUAAUGAUGCCGGUUCUCUAAUUCAGUGGUUACUGCUAAAUGGAUUCGUUCAGUCUCCUUCUGAAACAUCUGAAAUUGCAUCCAAAGUGGAAGAUAGUAAUGGAGUGUACUUCGUACCCGCAUUUAGUGGUUUAGGGCCUCCUAUAGGUGACGAAAAAGCUGCUGCUGGUUUCAUAGGUAUCACACCAACCACGAAAAAUGCUCACAUGAUACGAGCAGUUUUGGAAAGUAUAGUUUAUCAGUUAGUUUUAGCGUUUGAGUUGCUAAAAAAGGAACGUGUUGGAAUAUACCGUUCUUUAAGAAUUGAUGGAGGUGUCUCCCAAAAUGAUUUCAUAUGCCAAAUGUUGGCAGAUCUAGCCGAUAUAUCAGUAGAAAGGUCAGGAUUUGCAGAUAUGACUGUAAGGGGUGUUGCAUAUAUAGCAGGACUUUCAAGUGGUGUCUGGAAGGAUGAAACAGAAUUUCAGGUUAAUUCUGACCUGAAAAGGGUAUUUAAACCUACAACUUCUUUGAAUGAAAAGGAAAAAUACAAAACAAGUUUCAAACAGUGGAUAUUGGCAGUUGAGAGAUUCAAAUUUUGGUACAAGAUGUAACAUUUGCUUAUAACAUAUAACAAAUUGAGAUACAUUAAAAUUUAUAUAUGUUUUUAAA